UUUAUCAUCAGAGACGCGAGGAGCAGCUAUGAGUUUACCAGUGAGAGGAUUUGUAGUCUUCCUUCUCUCUGCACAAGUGGUUCAGGGUCAGGAUGACUGGGGAGUGACUUACUCUUCUACUGAGAUCUGUGCAGUAAAAGGAUCAACAGUGGAAAUGAGAUGCACCUACACAUACCCAUUCAAAGUGUGGUUUACCAUAGUUGAGAAAACGUUCUGGUUCACUAAACAGAAAGAUGGUGAACCUGUAGAUCUGACCACAGACUCAGAGUAUGCAGGUCGUGUAGAGGAUCGCUGUGAAAACAACAUCUGCACUCUGAGAAUCAGAAACCUGAGAGAGAGCGACUCAGCUGAGUACAAGUUCAGAAUAAUCAUCCAAAAAGGUGGAUCAUAUAUUGGUUCACCUGGAGUCACUUUGUCUGUCACAGAUCUCCAGUUGAAGGUGAGCAGAGCGUAUUCAGGCCAGGCAGAGCUGAAGUGUCAGACCAGCUGUCAUGUACCUGAUAAUACUUCCUACAUCUGGUACAAGAAUGGAGAGGAACUUUGGACAGGAAUAUCUUACUCUGGUUUAGUCAACUUUGGUUCAGCAGACAUCUAUUCCUGUGCUUUAAACGGACAAGAGAAUCACCGUUCUCCUUCAGUGUAUGCUCCAAAGCCUCCCUCUGUGUCAGUGAGUCCCUCUGCUGAGAUAGAGGAGGGCAGUUCAGUGACUCUGACCUGUAGCAGUGAUGCUAACCCAGCAGCUAACUACACCUGGUACAAGGAUGAAACUUCAUACUCUUCUAUUCUGAAUGAAGAACAUCAGAUUGUCUUCAGCUCUACGCAGGCCUCUGACUCUGGAGAGUAUUUCUGUACAGCUGAGAACAUGAUGGGGAGGAAGACAUCUGAAAAUGUCUUUAUUGAUGUGAAAUAUGCUCCAAAGCCUCCCUCUGUGUCAGUGAGUCCCUCUGCUGAGAUAGAGGAGGGCAGUUCAGUGACUCUGACCUGUAGCAGUGAUGCUAACCCAGCAGCUAACUACACCUGGUACAAGGAUGAAACUUCAUACUCUUCUAUUCUGAAUGAAGAACCACAGCUUGUCUUCAGCUCCAUGCAGGCCUCUGACUCUGGAGAGUAUUUCUGUACAGCUGAGAACAAGCUGGGGAGGAGGACAUCGGAAAAGUUGUUUAUUGAUGUGAAAUAUAAAUCCCCAAUGAUCAUGAACAUCACCAGGUUGGUUCUGGUGGUUCUGGUGCUGGUUCCUCCGCUCCUUGUCUGUCUCUGGAUGAGGAAGAAGAAGGCUGUGAGCUACACCACUGAAGCGAAUGAACCCAUAGAGACUGUGGAGUUAGACCCUUUUUCUGUGUAUGAGAACGUCUCAGACCUGAACAUGGUCUCUGCAGAACAGACAGAAGAACCAGAGGAGCAGGAGGACCUGGUCUGAAGAUGCAUCAAACCAGAGGGAGACUCACCUGGAUGAAACAGAGAGAAGUGAAACAUUGAAGAGGAAACAUUUACCCUCAAGUUUUCAUGGUGUUAAGUAACAGUAGGAGUAACAUUUUUAUUGUAAUGUGCAGUAUAUACACUUUACUGCAAGAGUGGGGGUGUAAACAGAAAUGUGCAUCAGCAUACAUUUAGCAUCCUAACUACUUAUCAUAUUUGCAGCAUUCGUUCAAUGUAUAUAUUUUAUGGUGAAAAUGUCUCGAUAAAAAUAAAAUUGGGGAAAAAAUAAACAAAGACAAUAUUUGCACAACACAUGCAUCUUUACAAACACACACACACACACACAAACACACACACACACACACACACAUACCAU
This is a messenger RNA of Gymnodraco acuticeps, 1792 nucleotides long. RefSeq names its product B-cell receptor CD22-like. Bases 29 to 1417 code for a protein of 462 amino acids. The record is from RefSeq and is a predicted model, not a curated record. NCBI's taxonomy places the organism in Eukaryota, Metazoa, Chordata, Actinopteri, Perciformes, Bathydraconidae. The transcript has 9 exons.